AUGGCUCAGUCUCGGUUUGCCACGGUAACUAGCGACGAAAUUUCGAAAAUAAAUGAAGAGGCCAUACCAGACAACACUAAAAAAGCGACUAAAUUCGGUCUAGCAGUUUUCACAGGUAAAGCUUUGUCUGUUUAACCUGAAUUUUAUCGAUGAAACCGGUGAAAAAGUUUUUUGUUUACAAAUGCAAAUUAUGUCUUUCGUUACUUAAUGUUAGCUGACAUGUUUAUAAAUAAGCUUACUUUUUUUUACAGAAUGGUUUCAGAUGCAAGAAGAGUUCAAAACUCCCUUUGAGGAGAUGUCACCAAUUCAGCUUAACAAAUGCCUCCAAAAAUUUUACUUGUCCGCACGAAAACGUGACGGCAGUUACUACAACAAAAAGUCGCUUAUCGCAAUCCGAGCCGCGUUAGAUCGUCACUUAAAAAGUCCUCCGUUUUCAAAGCCAUUUUCCAUUGUUGGCGACAGUCAUUUUAAUGAAGCCAAUAAAUCCCUCAGCAAUUUUCUGAAAACUCUGAGCAAAAGUGGCCAAAUUAAAUAG
Porites lobata is the source of this 535-nucleotide messenger RNA. Lineage: Eukaryota; Metazoa; Cnidaria; Anthozoa; Scleractinia; Poritidae. The record is from the annotation of a GenBank genome assembly.